UCUCUCUAUCUCUCACUCUCUGUUUUUUUUCUUCCUCUUUUGUGUGUUUCAAACUUAAGAAUGGUAUCUGUGGAAUCUUCUUCAAAGAGUGAUGAACUACAAAACUUGCCUGUUUUUUCCAAGAAAAUUCCUAAUACAGCCAUGACCAAAAAAGGUGUCUAUGUUGCCAUCUCUUACAUGGCUUGUGCUGUUCUCUUGGUCAUAUUCAAUAAGGCAGCUCUUUCAUCCUAUAAUUUUCCAUGCGCGAACGUGAUCACACUUUUUCAGAUGCUAAGUUCGACUUUGAUUCUCUAUGCUUUGAGACGCUGGAAAAUUAUAUCUUUCACAGUUCAGGAUUCACAUACUGUGGUUACGCGCACAACAAACCUCGUACCAUUUAAGAAAGUACUGCAUUGUACUCCCGUGGCACUAUCAUAUUUGCUUUACAUGCUGGUGUCUAUGGAAUCUAUUCGUGGAAUUAAUGUUCCUAUGUACACCACUUUGAGACGGACAACUGUUUUCUUUACAAUGAUGGCAGAAUAUUUUCUAGCAGGGAAAAAAUAUUCGUCAUACGUUGUUACAUGUGUAGGAGUAAUCAUUCUUGGUGCAUUUGUUGCUGGUGCUCGGGACCUGUCAUUUGACUACUACAGCUAUACCGUUGUUUUCGUCUCAAACAUAACUACAGCAGUAUACCUGGCUUGUAUAUCUAGCAUUGGAGAAUCCAGUGGCCUUAACAGCUUCGGCCUGAUGUGGAGUAACGGUAUAAUAUGUACACCCAUUUUGCUACUUUGGACAGCAUAUAGUGGCGACUUAGAAGCUACAAGAAGUUUUCCGUACUUGUAUACCGCUGGCUUUCAGGCUGUGAUUGUUCUGUCAUGUGCUCUGGCUUUCUUGUUAAACUAUUCCGUAUUCCUAAAUACAACUAUCAAUUCUGCACUAACACAGACAGUCUGCGGAAAUCUUAAGGACUUGUUUACUGUUGGAUUUGGCUGGUUAGUUUUCAGAGGACUUCCAUUUGAUCUGUUGAAUAUUGCUGGCCAGUGUCUUAGCUUUCUGGGAUCUUGUUUGUAUGCUUAUUGUAAACUCAAAGGCAUUUAGCUUUGCCUACAUGAUGUUUCAUCUUAUUGGGGAACAUUUACUAUAAAUCUAUUAUAUAUUCAAUAUUUAAAAUCACUAUCUUUUGUUAAAAAUCUCUAUUAUGUAUUUA
Solanum dulcamara is the source of this 1186-nucleotide messenger RNA. RefSeq names its product UDP-N-acetylglucosamine transporter UGNT1-like. Gene Ontology annotation, molecular function: antiporter activity; GDP-fucose transmembrane transporter activity. The transcript is spliced from 10 exons. Lineage: Eukaryota; Viridiplantae; Streptophyta; Magnoliopsida; Solanales; Solanaceae. The coding region runs from base 61 to 1077 and encodes 338 amino acids. Gene Ontology annotation, cellular component: Golgi apparatus. The record is from RefSeq and is a predicted model, not a curated record.